Molecule: messenger RNA, 3880 nt
Organism: Orbicella faveolata
Lineage: Eukaryota; Metazoa; Cnidaria; Anthozoa; Scleractinia; Merulinidae
Product: thiopurine S-methyltransferase-like
Molecular function (GO): thiopurine S-methyltransferase activity
Source: RefSeq, a predicted model, not a curated record
AAGAGUCUCCUAAUAAUAUGGCCGCUAAUCUUUAAAUACGUUUCGUGCCGUACGACAGUUUUGUAGUUUUGCAAAUGUUAGCCUUGAUCGCGGAUGAAUUUUAUCGCAUGCCUCUGACUAAUGCUAUGCUAUGCAUAUAACUCUAUGGAAAAUUCAGAUCGCAUACGGUCAAUAUUUGGGCGAGUAUAAAUCGAAUAAAAGAAAUAAUGAGGUUUGCGCCCUUGGUAGCACCAGUGGGAGACGCCAGGGUUUUUUUUUUCGGUUUACAUGCUCAAACUCUUAAUGAACGGAUCGCGUGAUCUGCUUGGCGUGACAUCUACUCAAAUGUAAGACAUUCAAAUGCAGUCACGAAAUCAGACUGAUCACGCAACUACAUGCCUUGUAUGCCAUUGAUAUAUAUUUUAAAAGAAUUUAGUGAGGGAGAGGUGGAUGGUUUUAAAGUGUUCAUAUGAGUAUGAAUAUUGCAGUUUGAUUAAUAAUAAUGAUCCCGUAAGUCAAGGUGUCCUGAGAGCUCCAGAGAGUAUCUUUUCUCACACGCGGACGAUGAUAUGCGAGCGUUCGAUACCAGUCUUUUCUCGGAAUUCCUUCUGACGAACCACUGCCUCUUACGUCUGACCCAGUUGGCAACAUAAUUUGUUUGCAGCGUAAUGGCCGAGGUUAAAGAAAAAUUAGAGCACUUGGCUACACUUGAUUUUGAGAGCAAAGAGGCAUGGGAGCAGGAUUGGACAACUGACAACCCAGAAUUUCACAGCGAUGAGGUGAACGCCAUGUUGAUCAAACAAUAUGGUGAAUUCACGCGUGGACGAAAGAAUCUUAGAAUUCUGGUGCCGCUUUGCGGAAAAUCACUGGACAUGAACUGGUUAGCUGAUCAAGGACACGCUGUUGUAGGUGUGGAAUUGAUUGGAAAGGCAAUCGAAGCUUUCUUUCACGAGAACAAGCUAACACAUCACGUGAAAUCCAUUCGGCUCUCAUCCGAGAUUCAAGGGACAGUUUUCAAAGCGAAUGAAAAAGAUAUAACGCUUUUCGAGUGCAGUAUUUUCGAUGUCACAGCUGAGGUCGUUGGUGGCCAGUUCGAUUGCAUCUGGGAUCGUGGAUCUAUGACUGCAAUUAAAAUGAUGAAAGAAGGUCGACUCAAGCAGUACACGGAGAUCAUGCUUGACUGCCUCAAGCCAGAGGGUCGUUAUCUUCUCGAGGUUUUCGCGCCCGAAUCUCCCGAGGGCUUGCCAGAGUCAUUUAAAUUCGUUUCGGAGAAGGAUGUGCACGAGUUAUUUGGCGAAAGAUGCACAGUUCAGUACCUUGGUAAAGAGAAAAUGUCAGAUGAAUCACCAGGGUCAGAGGAACACAGACCCGAGAAGUCUGAAGACCGUGCGGGGGAUGGAGGCGAGGAUACAGAAGGAGUAGUCAUGGUUAUGAAUUAUUACCUCAUGGACUUCAAGUAAUUCAAUCAAUUAGAGUGCCUUAUGUAUAAGUAGCUAGAAAUGCAAGUGUAGCAAUGCUAAACUCAGCUUUUACUUCGAUGCGUUGCCUUAAGUCGGCAUAAAUGCCGAGGCGUAGGUUGGAAUAAUUACCAUGCAUACAACAAGAUUUGCAUUUCUGCCAUGCUGUGAAUAAUGUUACAACGUAAGACAUGUAAAUGUGUUUCCCACUUUCUUAUUUCAUGGGCUUGUCGCGUGACCGAACUGAUUGCCAACCGUUACAUGAAAGAUCUAUCCUUGUCCUAGAAGAGGGAGUGUAUAACAGCUCUUUAAUUCUUACCCUUAAUUAUUAGAUCGAAGUAGACCACACUUUCACUUUUGUUUGCUUUUCUUUCAAUGCCACGGUAGCCUCCAAUGAGACGCUCUUUGGGAUCGUCACGCAAUCUGGGUGACGAAACCCAAAGAGAGUUGUGGCACUAGCUUUCUCGGUUUGAUAUUUGCAUGAUAAAGAACUAAUAAAUAAGCUUUAUCACAUGUUGCAUCGCAGGUGUUUGACCUCACUGUAUGAACAUUUUUUUUGCCUACAACGCAGAAACUUGCCGGGAAUAAAAUUUUGUGUGGGAAUUUAGCCACUAGAAAUACGAAAAAUAAGACAAAAAUGGCUCGCCUUGUUUAUCAUUUUAGGCUUGUUUGUAAGAUUAUUCACGUCAUUUUACCGUGAUCAAAACGAGUUUUAGGCUCCAUGUUCUGUAAAGUGUUGACAUACCACGUCAACGAAACCUUUUUUUUUUUAGCUUCUGUAGUUCAUAAAUGAGACACGCUCGCACAGUAAACUUUGGGUACCUGACCUGAACUGUCCUAUAUAAACUGUAAGGAUAUAAAGAUGCUGCUGUUGUGAUCGCGUCUGCUUGAUUGCUAACCCACGCAGACAUUGGUCAUGAGCUCGUCACGCAAUCUUUCCUCGAGAGGAAAGAUUGUGUGACGAGCCAUUUGGACGUCGACGCCACUUGAUAGCAGGAAUUUCACGUUGUCAUUAUUAGGAGGUUGGGUAAUUUUCUGAGGCGUAAUAUGUUUUCUCAACUUUAGGUUGUGCCUGAUUAAUUAUUGGUGGGCAAUGGCUUGUGCAAUAAUAUUUUUGAAAAAGUUAAACGCAGGACGUGUAUCAGGUUGAAAGCUCUUCCUCGGGUGUUUUUUCCUCCGUGGCUCCCAUUGCACAAUUAUUUUUCAGCAGUGUUUGCUAUGCAGAAUCUUUUUUGGGGGGAAAUUGCCCAACCCCCCUCCCUCCCCCAUCAAAAAAAUUAUGGUCCGCCCCUUAUAAAACACGAGUGUUAAGCGACGAUUAGGCACUGCGCUACUUAGAAUGGAUUUAGAACGGCGAUUUUUUAAUUCACAGCUAGACUGCUAGCAGUUUUUCUUUUGCUCGAAAUUCCGUGGGGAAGAACGAAAAGAACGCAAAACAAGUGAGCGGUCGGGAGCGCGCGAGCGUGACACGCGAAGCCGCAAGCCGCGCUACUCGCGGCACGCGUGUCACGCUCGCAGUCACGCUCCCACGCUAUCCGUUAAAAUCUAUCCAGCUCCUCUAAAACAUCUUUGUUUUACGUUCACUAGUAAACUGUCUUACAAUCACACGUAAGAAUUCUUUAUCAACGAACCAUAUUUAUUUCAAAACAUUUCAAUGUACUAAACACACCUGAAGAGCAAGUUCCUUCAGCGAGAGGAUCAAUUUUCUUAUAUAUGGCAUCCUUUUACCUCAUCAGUCUGACACUGCUUUCAUAUAGCACCAGGCAUGCCGAUUAGCAUCAGACAACAGUCUCAGCCUUGCCCUCGGCUUCUUAAGAAAUGCAAUUUCUUGACAAAAUGUACUUUGGAAUAUACACUUCCACCCCAUCCCUUAGUUGAUGACCUUCUUUUUUUAUUAUCAUCUGUGUGUUGGACAUUGUACUGAUAUUUUGACGAGUAAUAAGAUGUUGAUCAUCGUGGGGAAUGUAAGUAACUUCUGUCAGGAGUAUUCAAUUUGAUAUGCUUCCUAAAAUUCCGCAUCGACUCUUAAGCAAUUAUAAACCGUGAAAAGGUCCACUGCAACCAGUUAAAAUGGCUGACAAAGCACAAAUGAUGAGACGUAACAGCAAAGUUUGCUCAGUGUCGGUUGUCAUGUAUCAGCUGAGAUAGAUAAUAUAGUUUUAUAAUCCAAGAAUAUUGCUUAGAAGCCAAUUAUUUUGGACAGCUUGUCAUUUCUGAAUCGUAAAUUAUAUGAAAAUCAAGCAUCGGGUUCAUAGUCUAGGAAAGUGUUCAUGGCCUGAUCUGUCGUGUUUCCUCGCAAAUCAGCACCUGCUCCAGUAUAAUCGUGUUGAUAACCCAACUUUAGAAUCUUGAAUUACUUCAGUUUCCCUGAAUCCUGUCACAUGAUUGUCACGUGACACGUUGGUGUCCAGUCAUGUGUUCUGACGUAACAGGUGGCGUGGCUA